GGCCUCGGGGUGUCACGGCGCUCCUUUCUGUUUGCUUCUAGAAAGAGCGUAAAAGAGCAAGCCAGGCUCCGCUUGAGGGAGUUCGAUGUGGGAGACAAAUUCUCCCACCUGCCGCUGCCCAAAGCCUCUGUCCUCCUGCCGCUGAUGGUGAGGGAGGGCAGGCUGCCCUUGCUGCUCACUGUCAGGUCGAUGCAGCUGAGAAGAUCACCAGGGGAAGUGUGUUUUCCAGGAGGUAAACGUGAAGCAAUUGAUAAAGAUGAAAUUGCUACUGCUCUCCGAGAAGCUAAAGAAGAAGUGGGACUCCAGCCAGAGAAGGUGGAAGUCAUCUGUAGGCUUGUGCCUGGAAUUGAUAAAAUGAAUCACUUGGUAACACCAGUUGUAGGAUUUAUAGAGGAUACAUUCCAGGCCAUUCCUAAUCCAGAUGAAGUGAGCGAUGUUUUUGUCGUGCCAUUGGAGUACUUUGUCAAGCCCCUAAAUUACAAGACCUUGCCUUAUAAAACCUCAUCUGGUUACUUAAGUUGGGUGCACUGCUUUACAUAUGAUGACCAUGAACAUAAAAUGUCAUUCAAGAUAUGGGGACUUACUGCACACUUUGCUGUAUUUCUUGCUCUUGUAAUUUUUGGAAAGAGACCUACCUUUGAAGUUGAUUAUGAUCUUAACAACUUAAUUUCAUCCUCUGAGAAUAACUUCAUGAAUUUAUAUGCAUCAUUAUAUAAAAGAAAAAAGAGUAAUCUAUGACAAACUGGUCUGGUAAUUAACUUAUAUUGAUGGAGGAAAAAGAUUUUUGUUUAUUCCUUUUGUACCUAUUAUUUGAUUGAAUUUCACACUAGAAUUUCUUCUGAAUUGGGAA
Molecule: messenger RNA, 850 nt
Organism: Fulmarus glacialis (Northern fulmar)
Lineage: Eukaryota; Metazoa; Chordata; Aves; Procellariiformes; Procellariidae
Gene: NUDT7
Product: nudix (nucleoside diphosphate linked moiety X)-type motif 7
Exons: 3
Biological process (GO): nucleoside diphosphate metabolic process; coenzyme A catabolic process
Molecular function (GO): magnesium ion binding; acetyl-CoA hydrolase activity; manganese ion binding
Source: RefSeq, a predicted model, not a curated record